This is a messenger RNA of Ilyonectria robusta, 1515 nucleotides long. RefSeq names its product major facilitator superfamily domain-containing protein. Gene Ontology annotation, molecular function: transmembrane transporter activity. Gene Ontology annotation, biological process: transmembrane transport. Bases 1 to 1515 code for a protein of 504 amino acids. The transcript has 4 exons. The record is from RefSeq and is a predicted model, not a curated record. NCBI's taxonomy places the organism in Eukaryota, Fungi, Ascomycota, Sordariomycetes, Hypocreales, Nectriaceae.
AUGUCCACACAACAGCUUUCCUAUCGCCAGUUGGAGUCAGACGUUGGAAGUAUGGGUGCGGAGGGAGAAGAAAGCGACAGGCACAUCUCACUUGCGGGAACCAUCAUCAAUGAGCCAAAAUCGUACCCAAACGUCGUCGAUUGGGAUGGUCCCAAUGACCCUGAGAACCCUCUCAACUGGUCAUCCUCCAAGAAGAACAUGCAUGUAAUUAUUGUGAGCCUCUUCUCGCUUGCAGCAAACUUGGCUGCAACUAUGUUCGCCCCUGGAGCAGAGCAGUUGGUCAAUGAAUUCCGAGUCACUGAUUCCACCGUCGCGGCCAUGACAGUCAGUCUCUACGUGCUUGGCUUCGCUCUAGGUCCACUGAUUCUGGCACCUCUUUCCGAGCUGUAUGGCCGCCUCAUCGUCUACCACUUCUGCAACAUCGUCUAUUUCGCAUUCACUGCCGGAUGUGCGUUUAGCACCAACGUUACAAUGUUUCUCGUCUUUCGCAUCAUCUGUGGCUGCGCUGCCUCGGGCCCGAUGAGUAUUGGAGGGGGAACAGUGGCCGACAUUACCCCUCAAGAGGAGCGAGGCAAGGCAAUGGCAUUGUUUGCCAUGGGGCCGCUCUUGGGGCCUGUCGUUGGACCCAUCAUGGGCGGCUUUGUGUCUGAAAAUGUUGGCUGGCGUUGGACGUUUCGAAUAAUCCUGAUUCUGUCUGGAGUUAUUGGCGUCGCCACGGCAAUUUUCACACGAGAGACUAACGCCGCAGUCUUAUUGCAACAGAAGACGGAGCGAAUGCGCAAGCAAACAGGAAACGACAAACUGGUACCCAAAGUAACCCGGGAGGGGACACCUCGCCAAAUGCUCCUAAGGGCCAUCGUUCGCCCACUAAAAAUGCUCAUCUUCUCGCCCAUUGUCCUUCUGAUUUCGCUAUAUACUGGAAUUCUCUUUGGCCUAGUCUUCUUGCUAUUCACCACUUUCCCCGCUCUGUUUGAAGGAAUCUAUGACUUCAACGCAGGUAUUGCUGGGUUGGCCUACCUCGGUCUUGGUCUUGGCAUGGUAGUUGGCUUGGUACUCUUUUCCGUUCUUAGCGACAAGCUAUUGGGACAGAAAAAGGAUGGCCCUGUUGCCCAACCGGAGAAGCGUCUUAUUCUCAUGAAGUGGUUCGGCCCUAUCACCCCGCUCGGAUGUUUCCUAUACGGCUGGAGUGCGUACUACCAUACACACUGGAUUGUACCAAUUUUGGGAACCUUCAUUGUCGGCCUCGGGUCCCUAUUUGUUGUCAUACCUGGACAGAUAUAUCUCGUCGAUGCCUUCGGACCGGAGGCCGCUGCUUCAGCCCUUGCAGCGAACUUGCUAAUUCGCUCUCCCUUUGGCGCGUUUCUUACUUUGGCGGCUUCACCGUUGUAUGAGAAACUGGGACUGGGCUGGGGAAAUAGUGUGUUGGGAUUCAUCUGCCUGGCUUUUACGCCGGUGCCAUGGCUGUUUUAUCGCUAUGGCGAGACAUUAAGAACUCGCUUCCCAGUAGAGCUGUAG